Molecule: messenger RNA, 3043 nt
Organism: Calidris pugnax (ruff)
Lineage: Eukaryota; Metazoa; Chordata; Aves; Charadriiformes; Scolopacidae
Gene: COPG2
Product: coatomer protein complex subunit gamma 2
Exons: 25
Biological process (GO): intracellular protein transport; organelle transport along microtubule; protein secretion
Cellular component (GO): endoplasmic reticulum-Golgi intermediate compartment; endoplasmic reticulum; Golgi membrane
Molecular function (GO): structural molecule activity
Source: RefSeq, a predicted model, not a curated record
UCCGGCGGGCCCUCGCGCGGCGGCGCGGCUCUAAGGGAGUGGGGGCGCGAUCGGCGGCGACAUGAUAAAGAAGUUUGACAAGAAGGACGAGGAGUCCGGUAGCGGCUCUAAUCCUUUACAGCAUUUGGAGAAGAGUGCUGUGCUUCAGGAGGCACGUAUCUUUAAUGAGACCCCUAUAAAUCCACGAAGAUGCCUGCAUAUCCUUACCAAGAUCCUUUACUUGUUGAACCAGGGUGAACACUUUGGAACCACUGAAGCCACAGAAGCUUUUUUUGCCAUGACCAGAUUAUUUCAAUCUAAUGAUCAAACCCUUAGAAGAAUGUGUUACCUCACUAUCAAAGAGAUGGCCAACAUUUCUGAGGAUGUCAUCAUUGUCACAAGCAGUUUGACCAAGGACAUGACAGGGAAGGAAGAUGUGUACCGAGGCCCGGCCAUCAGAGCGCUCUGCAGGAUCACUGAUGGUACGAUGUUACAAGCCAUUGAGAGAUACAUGAAGCAAGCCAUUGUGGACAAAGUCCCCAGUGUGUCCAGUUCUGCACUGGUGUCUUCCUUACACAUGAUGAAGAUCAGUUACGAUGUAGUCAAACGGUGGAUCAACGAAGCUCAAGAAGCAGCUUCUAGUGACAACGUCAUGGUGCAGUACCAUGCUUUGGGGCUGCUCUAUCACCUUAGAAAAAUCGAUCGCCUUGCGGUUUCCAAGAUGCUGAAUAAAUUCACAAAAUCUGGACUGAAAUCCCAGUUUGCCUACUGCAUGCUGAUCCGUAUCGCAAGCAAACUCUUGAAGGAAUCUGAAGAGGGCCAUGAAAGUCCACUGUUUGACUUCAUUGAGAGCUGUCUGCGGAACAAGCAUGAAAUGGUUAUUUAUGAAGCUGCUUCUGCCAUCAUCCAUCUCCCAAACUGCACGGCCAGGGAGCUGGCACCAGCUGUUUCAGUGCUGCAGCUCUUCUGCAGUUCUCCCAAACCUGUCUUGAGAUACGCAGCCGUACGGACCCUUAAUAAAGUGGCCAUGAAGCAUCCCUCUGCAGUCACUGCCUGCAACCUAGACCUGGAAAACCUCAUCACUGACUCCAACCGCAGUAUCGCUACCCUGGCCAUCACCACCCUGCUGAAGACAGGCAGUGAGAGCAGUGUAGACAGGCUCAUGAAACAGAUCUCUUCCUUCGUGUCAGAAAUAUCAGAUGAGUUUAAGGUAGUGGUGGUACAGGCCAUCAGUGCUUUGUGCCAGAAAUACGGAUUUUAAGUGUUCUCCUUGAGAAAUAGUGUGAACUGUAACUUUUUACCUAAUUUGUCAAGAAGUGAGGAGAAGCCUUUGAAUUAACAUAGUCCCUCCAGGAAGGGUAAUGAUAGUAUAAUCAGCAUCAUUGAGGAGAAUCCCGAGAGUAAGGAAUCUGGCUUGGCUCACCUCUGCGAAUUCAUUGAAGACUGUGAACACACUGUCCUGGCCACAAAGAUCCUGCAUCUGCUGGGGAAAGAGGGGCCGAGGACUCCGUCCCCGUCCAAGUACAUCCGCUUCAUCUUCAACAGGGUGGUGCUGGAGAACGAGGCGGUGAGGGCUGCUGCUGUAAGUGCUCUGGCAAAGUUUGGUGCCCAGAAUGAGAAUCUUCUUCCCAGCAUCUUGGUGCUUUUGCAGAGGUGCAUGAUGGACAGUGAUGACGAAGUUCGGGACAGAGCGACGUUUUAUUUGAUUGUGCUGCAACAGAGACAGAUAGCACUGAAUGCUGCCUACAUUUUUAAUGGGUUGACUGUCUCUGUUCCUGGCAUGGAGAAAGCCCUGCAUCAAUAUACACUGGAGCCUUCAGACAAACCUUUUGAUAUGAAAACAGUUCCACUGGCUACUGCACCAAUCUUUGAGCAGAAAGCAGAGAUUGCCCUGGUGACCAGCAAACCCGAGAAAGUUGCUCCUUCACGUCAGGAUAUAUUCCAAGAACAACUAGCAGCCAUUCCAGAAUUUAAGAGCUUGGGUCCCUUAUUCAAGUCUUCGGAACCGGUGCAACUCACGGAAGCGGAAACGGAGUAUUUUGUUCGUUGUAUUAAACACGUGUUCACAAACCACAUCGUUUUCCAGUUUGAUUGCACAAACACAUUAAAUGAUCAGCUGUUGGAGAGAGUCACGGUGCAGAUGGAGCCAUCGGACGCUUACGACGUGAUCUGUUGCAUCCCAGCGCCCAGCCUGGCUUACAACCAGCCUGGCAUGUGCUACACCCUGGUCCACAUUCCCCAGGAUGACCCCACUGCAGUUGCUUGUACUUUCAGUUGCACGAUGAAGUUCACUGUUCGAGACUGUGACCCGAACACAGGUGUGCCAGAAGAUGAUGGCUAUGAUGAUGAGUAUGUGUUGGAAGAUUUGGAGGUGACCGUGUCCGACCACAUUCAGAAGGUUUUAAAGCCAAACUUCGCGGCCGCCUGGGAAGAAGUGGGAGAUGACUUUGAGAAAGAAGAAACCUUUGCUCUUAGUUCCAUUAAAACCCUUGACGAAGCUGUCAAUAACAUCAUCAAGUUCCUGGGCAUGCAGCCCUGCGAGAGAUCAGAUAAAGUGCCAGAGAACAAAAAUUCUCACACGCUCUACUUAGCUGGUGUAUACAGAGGUGGCUGCGAUGUGUUGGUGAGGUCCAGGCUCGCGCUCGGAAAUGGUGUGACCAUGCAGGUGACAGUGAGGAGCAGAGAAGAAACCCCCGUAGAUGUCAUCCUGGCUUCCGUAGGCUGAGCGUUACCGGCGCGUGGACCGCGGUGGAAACCUUUGCAAAGCGGCUCUUGGGUAUCGAGCAGCCUUGUCUGUCCUUCUGCAUGUAGUUUUUUUUUAUUCCUCAAUUUGGUAAAUAUUUUGUAUGAUGUUACAGUAGUGGCUGGGUUGGUACUGAGCCCUUCUCCUGUCCCUUCCCUCGUUGUCACUUAACACAUUCCCUUCUAACUUAUUGCGUCUCUGGCCACUUGGGGUAGAGCAGGGAAGAUAUAAAAAGAUGCAGGUGGUUAAGAAAAUGGAAUCAGACUUUUGUCAAAACUGAUUUUUAUUAACAGAAAAUAAACACUGGUCGAAGUAGUGGAA